UGCUGUAGAGGUAGAACAAGUAAUCAGAAGAGAAGAGCCAUUUUUCAAUAGGACAAACUAUCGAGAAAGAUGUAAAGAGCGAAUUGAUGAUUACACUGGAAAAAGGACGUUGUGUGGCGGCUACUUCCUGAACCCAAAAUGUGUUUGUUCUUUCUACAUGUACGAAUUACAAAUAUGGGACGUGUGCGAUCUUUCGGAUCCCAACAAGAAUGGUAGCUUGGAACACGUGUCAGUGGACUUCUGUUUAGAAUACAGCUUUACAAAAAACGGACCCUGUCAAAACAAUGGCACAUUAAUUCCCUCUUCAAAUUUGGCAAAGGAUGACGCAAGGUGUAAAUGUAAAGAAAACUAUACAGGAGAAUUUUGCGAUAUGUAUAACGGGAAAAUUAAAUGUCAAGAUACCAACCCAGGUGUGCACUCACCUCAAAGCUGUGAUGUAAAGGGAUUCAAUGGUCGAUAUUGUUUGCUAAAAGUGAAUGGAGUCAGUUUUUGGUGUGAUUCGGAGUCCCCUGUUUCAGGUAUUUGCGCCAUAGAUGCAGCAGUUGUUAGCUACAUGGUACACAAGAUUUUAAAUGAACUACAAUGUAUGGAGAUAAGAACCGCCCCUGUCUACUAA
Molecule: messenger RNA, 616 nt
Organism: Saccostrea echinata
Lineage: Eukaryota; Metazoa; Mollusca; Bivalvia; Ostreida; Ostreidae
Exons: 6
Coding region: 158-616 (152 amino acids)
Source: RefSeq, a predicted model, not a curated record